GGGGCGGAUUCUUUCCCUCCCACCACUCUUGGACGAUGUCCUCUUCUUUGAUUGGUUAUUUGUGACGCCGGUUCGGGUUUGUUGUUCUUUCGAUGUGCGUAGUGUACGCGCGCGCGUUGGGGGUGGGAUAUAUUGCAGACUUCUUAACUUGUAGAUACAUCCCCCUACCCCCUCAGUCUCCACCCCGCCGCUGGUUCGGUGGUGGCCCGGGCUCCUCGACCGGUUGGGGUGAAUCACCCCCUUGUGGGUGGGGCACGAUUUUUAGGGCGGGGCUGGUGAACCUCGGCUGCUCUCACAGUAGGAGGAGCCUGCGGGCAGGCUUGAAGAUGGCGGCGUCGGCAAGUUAUUCUCGAUGCUCGAACAUCCUACCUGAACCACCUCUGUCUACUGCAGCCAUGGUUCGACUGUCUGCAUCUUCAUAUGUAGUCUAUCCACCUGAUAAGCCUUUCCUUAAUUCAGAUAUACGACGCUCUCCACAAAAACCAACAUGUGCCUAUCCAGAAAGCAAUAGCAGAGCCAUAUUCUCAGCACUGAAGAAUCUUCAAGAGAAGAUUCGACGUUUAGAACUUGAACGGAUUCAAGCAGAAGAAAGUGUGAAAACUUUGUCUAGAGAAACAAGUGAAUACAAGAAAGUGCUGGAUGAACAAAUACAAGAAAGGGAGAACUCAAGGAAUGAAGAGUCAAGACAUAAUCAAGAACUUACAUCCCAGUUGUUAGCUGCAGAAAGUAAAUGUAAUCUUUUAGAAAAACAAUUGGAAUACAUGAGAGACAUGAUAAAACAUGCAAAAAAUGAGAGGACAACCGUCUUGGAAAAACAGGAUUUGAUAGAGAGAGACCAGCAACAGGGUCAAAUGCAUGUUGAGAACCAACUUGAAAAGCUGGAUAUUCUUGAGCAGGAAUAUAACAAACUUACUGCCAUGCAGGCUCUUGCAGAGAAAAAAAUGCAAGAACUGGAAUCAAAACUCCGUGAAGAAGAACAGGAAAGAAAACGUAUGCAGGAAAAAGCAGCCCAGUUGCAGACUGGAAUAGAAACAAAUAGACAAUUGUUUGAGGAGAAAAUACCAUCAUAUCCUCCCAGUGCAAGAAGAGUGAAGAAAAAGAAAACAAAACAGCCAGACAAGAAAUCUCCUAGGAAUCAUUUUCAUGUACAGCCACAUUAUAGAUUGUGCCUGGGUGACAUGCCGUUUGUAGCUGGAAAGUCCACUACCCCUAGCCAUGCAGUGGUAGCCAAUGUACAACAUGUUUUACAUUUAAUGAAGCAACAUAAUAAAGCCUUAUGCAAUAACCGUGUGGUCAACAAUGUUCCUCUGGCAAAGCAGGGGACUCCUCGAAAUGGUAAAGGCAGAAAGUUAUCAGCAUCAUCCUCUUCUUCUUCUUCCACCUGUCAUGAAGAACUCUUUGAAGUCUUACAGACAUUACAGGAUGAAUUUGGACAAAUGAGUUUUGAUCAUCAACAGCUAACCAAACUUAUCCAGGAAACACCAACUAAUGAACUAAAAGAAGACCUUGAGCGAGAACUUGAGGAAUUAGUGGAAAGGAUGGAAGCUAAGGCUAAUCAAAUAACUAAAGUUCGAAAACAUCAAUCCCGGCUGGAGAGGCAGAUGAAGGAGCUAAAAGGUAGCAAAAAGUGUUUGGAGGAUCAAGAAAGCAACAGCAAGCUCUUUUCUGGAGUCAUUGGGAGCGCCCCUAAGAAGGACUCUAUUUCUGUCAAACGGAAACCUGGAGAGAAAAGCCGUCGAAAUCUUCAGUUGUUGAAGGACAUGCAAACCAUACAGACUUCGAUUCAAAACGAUAACCUAGGUUGGGAAUAUUGAUUGGUACUUGGUACUAGGUCAAAUGUUUUAUUCAUAUAAUUUAUAUUUCGUCACAUGUUGACAGCUCACAUAUUAAAAAACAGCAUAUUCUUAUACUUUUUGAGGGACUUAAUAGCUGUGCUGAGGACCACCAGCACCAACAUUUAGACUCCCUGUUUUAAACAGUUCCAGUAAAGGAUCAAGAGUUUUACUGGAAACAAGCCACAUUUUUACUAAAUUCCCUUUGGCAAAUCUUGCUGGACUUGUGCAAUGUGCUUUGUAAACAAACUCCCAGGUUUUUAUUUGUGGAUGUUUUUAAAAAUAGUACUACCAUGCCUGAAUUAAAAUUUAAAUUGUCUAAACAUAAGGCUGAAAAACUGUAUGUAGUUAUCAGCAUUGUCUGCUUGGAAAAAAAGUCUCACAAACCUCAUCUCAAUGCAUUUUCUCCACCUCCAUUCCCCCCAAAAGUACUUUAUUUUGCUACUGAUGGAGGCUUUCUGAAUUUAAUAUCUUUUGGAUUUAUUUCUUUGUGCCAAUUCAUACUGUAGAGUAGAACUUUGCCCAUUAAUGAUUACAAUCAUUUUUUCUGCUCUCAUUAGUGUUCUCAUUAACCAAUUAGUUAAAAAAAAUCAUUUUUUAAAAAACCAAAACAAUUUAAGUUUCUAACAAAUUUUAAGUGUAAUUAGUGUUGCUUUUCUAUCUAUCAUAACAAAAGGAAGUUAUUACUAAAGAAAUUCCAGAAAAUCCAAAUAAUCAUUUAAGGUGUUGUUUUGCCUAUAAAUAGAACAUGAGGUUAGCAUAAUUAAAAAAUUUACCUGUGAGUUUUUGGUUGCCUUUUUUUUUUUUUUUUUGAUGUGAAAAUAGAUAAUGAGAUAUAGGAAUAAAGUGAAAAACUAACUUGGGGGGGGUGGGGGAUGGAUGGAAGGGAGGGGAGGAAGUGUGGGAGGGGUGAAAGGUGUUAGAAAAGAAUAUACAUUGCUAUUUUUAAAUUUUGCCGCCUCAAUCAUGCCAUUCAAUCCUGGCAAUGUGUUUUUUAAUCUUGAAAAUAGUUACUGCACACCUUGGAUAUUCACCUUUAUUAGUGGUCUGUACAUAUACAAAAUAAACUGUACACAGCAACUGUUAUUUAUUAUGUUAAUGAUGUAAAAAAAUUCUUCCUAUUUUGGAAUAUACAAAAAUAUGCUAACUUUUUUAUAAAUGUGCCAUUAAAGUCAAUAAAACAGCUUUGUUUUUAAGGAAA
Molecule: messenger RNA, 3033 nt
Organism: Antechinus flavipes (yellow-footed antechinus)
Lineage: Eukaryota; Metazoa; Chordata; Mammalia; Dasyuromorphia; Dasyuridae
Gene: CEP57
Product: centrosomal protein 57
Exons: 11
Coding region: 93-1814 (573 amino acids)
Cellular component (GO): centrosome
Molecular function (GO): gamma-tubulin binding; identical protein binding; microtubule binding
Source: RefSeq, a predicted model, not a curated record